Molecule: messenger RNA, 1116 nt
Organism: Mesorhabditis spiculigera
Lineage: Eukaryota; Metazoa; Nematoda; Chromadorea; Rhabditida; Rhabditidae
Source: the annotation of a GenBank genome assembly
AUGCUGAGCCGAGCCCUGCUCACUGCGUCUCGCAGUUCGACACUGGCGGUUCGUGGGUUGGCCGCUACAGCUGCCCCGGAGCCGGUUAUUGAGGGUGUCCACAAACUGAAGGUAACAACCAUUCCUGGUGACGGUGUCGGCCCGGAAUUGAUCUAUGUCGUCCAGGAUAUUGUCAAGAACACGGGAAUCCCGAUCGAAUUUGAAGAGCUUUUCCUGUCUGAGGUCCACUGGUCUCGAUCCGAAUCGUUGGAGUCGGCUGUGGAAGCUAUUCGCCGAAACAACAAUGUUGCCCUGAAGGGAGCGAUCCAGGAGGCUACUAUGCUUCACACUGAGGGUGACAUCCAGGGCUUGAACAUGCGCCUCCGAAAGAAGCUGGAUCUUUUUGCCAAUGUCUGCCACAUUAAGACGAUUCCCGGUAUCAAGACCCGCCACGGCAAAGAUCUCGACUUUGUGAUCAUCCGCGAACAGACCGAAGGGGAAUACAGCGCCCUUGAGCACGAACUUGUCCCUGGCGUCAUUGAGUGCCUCAAAAUCUCCACCCGACCGAAAAUCGAACGAAUCGCCAAGUUUGCAUUUGACUACGCCACAAAGCACGGCAGGAAGAAGGUUACCGCCGUCCACAAGGCCAACAUCAUGAAACUGGGAGACGGAUUGUUCCUCAGGAUUUGCAAUGAGGUCGCGAAGCUUUACCCGCGCAUCGAGUUCGAGUCGAUGAUCAUCGAUAACACUUGCAUGCAACUUGUCAGCAAACCCGAACAGUUUGACGUGAUGGUGAUGCCGAACCUUUAUGGAAACAUCAUCGAUAACCUGGCAGCUGGACUUGUCGGAGGUGCUGGUGUUGUCCCAGCCGAGUCGGUCGGUUCUGAUUAUGUGAUCUUCGAGCCUGGAAGCCGGCACUCCUUCCAAGCGGCUUUCGGACGGCAAAUUGCCAACCCGACUGCUAUGAUCCUAUGCUUUGCCAAUAUGCUCAAACACCUCCAUCUCGAUAUUUACGGAGAUGCAUUGACGAAAUCCGUCCUCGACGUCAUCAAGGAGGGCAAAGUUCGCACACAAGACCUCGGAGGCUAUGCCAAGACCAUGGAAUUCGCCGACGCCGUCAUCACCAAGUUCAAGAUC